Messenger RNA from Acytostelium subglobosum LB1, 222 nucleotides. RefSeq lists its product as hypothetical. The transcript is spliced from 2 exons. The record is from RefSeq and is a predicted model, not a curated record. Bases 1 to 222 code for a protein of 73 amino acids. Lineage: Eukaryota; Evosea; Eumycetozoa; Acytosteliales; Acytosteliaceae.
AUGGAGUUGCAAACAACAAGUGGUGUUGUUCUCAAGUCUCUUGAUAAUACCAAAGGAGACUACGCAUUCCCAGGACUGGUAGCCGGUGAAUAUUGUGUUGUUGGAACCAAGGAUGGCUAUCUGCCCGGUGUGUUCAAGAACGACAACAAGUUUGACAAUGGCAAAGUGUGCCUCAAAGUUGGUCCAUCGACUACCAAGAUACAUUAUGACUAUUCACACUAA